AUGUUUGCAACGAUAACUCUCGAUGCCUUCCCCUGGUACUGGAAACAGCGCAACAAAACUAUCUCCAGCGUCCUCGAUGAACUCGCAGAACCUUCAUGGCAGAAAGCCCAAACAUUUCCAUCCGAAGUUCACGUAGAGCUUCUCAAAGCAAAUCUCAUACCAGAUCCUUACCUGGGUUUCAAUGAACACAAGGUUCAGUGGAUUGCCGACGUCGAAUGGCUUUACUCAACGAAGUUUCCUACUCCUUCAUCUCCAAAAGCUCACACAGAACUUGUAUUCCACGGACUAGACGCCAUUGUCGACGUGUACCUCAACGGAAACCUGAUCCUCUCAUCGAACAACCAGUUCCAGAUCCAUACCGUUCCAGUAUCUUUGACGGGGGAAGAGGGAGAUAACACCUUAUUUUUCCAUUUCAAAUCCGCGAAACUACUCGCAAAAGAGCUCGAAGGCAAGUUUGGGAGGGUCAGAGGAGGAUCUACGAAUUUAGGCGAUCCGAGUAGAGUCUAUGUGAGGAAAGCGCAGUAUGACUGGAGAUGGGAUUGGGGCCCCGAACUUCACACGACGGGUCCAUAUCGUACUAUCGAGCUCAACACCUACGACGCUCAGCUCUCCGACUUGUAUGCCCGUACCUCGGUUAAUCUUGCGACGUCUCAGAGAUCCCUUGACCUAGAUCUCACGAUUAAAGGCACGAAAUCACUUGCCAAGAAGGCCAGAGUUACUCUGUCAAGGUGGGGCAACAGCUCAAUUAUCCGGGAAGAAGUGGCACCUCUUUCGCUUACCACCGAAGAAGUGAGAGAUGCGGUAAAAUGGGAGUUCACUACGGAAGAGAUCUCUCUGUGGUGGCCUGUCGGAUACGGGGAUCAGGCAUUGUAUGAGUUGAAAGUCGAUAUGCUUGAUGAUACCGACAACCUACUCUCAACUCUAACAAAGCGUAUCGGCUUCCGCACUGUUGAGCUUAUCCAACGUCCUCUGAGUGAACCAGACCAAUACGGUCAGGGUUCCACCUUCUUCUUCCGCGUAAAUAACACUCCCAUCUUCGCUGUUGGAAGUAACUGGAUCCCAGCGGAUAAUUUCCUUACGACGGUCAGUAAAGAUCGGUAUCGUGACUGGAUGAAGUUAGCAAGGGAUGGGGGUCAAAACAUGGUUCGGGUUUGGGGUGGAGGAGUCUAUGAGGACGAGGCGCUGGUCGAUGCCUGCGAUGAAUUUGGCCUUCUCCUCUGGCACGAUUUCCAAUUCGCCUGUGGUGUCUAUCCGGGGGCUCAGUUCCCAGAGUUUGUAGAGAGCGUGAAGAAAGAGGCGGAGGAUAAUGUGAAAAGGUUGAGGAAUCACCCGUGUAUGACGUUAUGGUGCGGGAAUAACGAGGAUUAUCAAAUGGUAUUGCAGUGGGGUGACGUACCAAGCCUCCCAGCAACAUUGUUCUACGAAGACAUAUUGCCUUCUAUCGUUAAAUCGCUGACCGAUCCCCCGAUACCUUACCAUCCUGGAAGUCCAUAUGGUGGGGUAGGCUGGGACACAGCAGAUCCCACUAUUGGGGAUGUACAUCAAUGGAAUGUAUGGGGAGGAAAAGAACAUCCCUGGCAGAGCUAUGAUGUACUUGGAGGGAGAUUCGUUUCGGAAUUUGGAAUGCCAGGCCUUCCGAGUAUUAAAACAAUCGAAUACUACUUCCAGGGAGAAACAGAGGAUUCGAGGAAGAGAAAUUGGCAUCCACAAUCAAAGCUCGUGGCUCAACAUACCAAAGCGGGCGUGUUUGAGAGGCGAUUUGCUAUUGCCAUGAAUGACAAUUUCCGGAUAACGGAGGAUCUCGAGAUAUACUCCUAUCGCACGCAACUUAUGCAAUCGUGCGCUAUCGGCUACGCUUAUUCCACUUGGCGUCGAGAGUGGAGGGGAAAAGGGAAAGAGUAUUGCGGAGGGGUGUUAGUCUGGCAAUUAAAUGAUUGUUGGCCAGGAACGAGUUGGGCCUUGGUUGAUUAUUUCCUCCGACCCAAACCGGUAUACUACGCUAUUAAACGCGCCGGUGCACCUGUAGCACUGGGAAUUUAUCGAACUGUGCAUAAAAACCGAGCCAAUGACCGGCCCAAACAGUUUUAUGAAUACGGAGCAUACCAAACCGUUUCUGCGACGAUAGAUGUUUGGGUUUCUUCUUCCCUUCCUUCUCCUCUUCAAGGGGAAGUGGAACUCAUGUUGACGUUUUUCGAUCUGGGAGACCCGUCUUGGAAACACCAGGAGCGUCAUACCGUUCAAGAGGUCAAACCAAAUCAGACGACGGAGGUACUCAAAGGCUUCAUUGUUCCCGGAAAUCACUCGGGCUGUAACGUUAUCGUGCUCGCUAGAUUGUUGGCUGGGGGAAAGGAAAUAGCGAGAGAGACCGAUUGGCCACAGCCUUACCGGUAUCUAGAGUUGCCUCAGGAUCCUGGGUUGACAGUCGUUUACGGGAAAAAUCAACUGAAGGUGGAGGUGAAGAGACCUGUCAAAGGUGUUUUCUUUGAGGUGGAACCUGAUCUGAAGGAUAGUGAUACCUAUUCGAAAGUUAAUUGGAGCGAUAACGGGGUUGAUUUGGUUCCAGGAGAGAAUAGAGUCCUUAGUGUGAGUGUGUUGCCAGACACUAAAGCCGAGAUACGUGCGAGAUGGUUGGGCCACGAGAAGGGUGUAAUAGUGGCAGUUGUGGGUGCGUAA
Molecule: messenger RNA, 2673 nt
Organism: Marasmius oreades (fairy-ring Marasmius)
Lineage: Eukaryota; Fungi; Basidiomycota; Agaricomycetes; Agaricales; Marasmiaceae
Exons: 9
Coding region: 1-2673 (890 amino acids)
Biological process (GO): carbohydrate metabolic process; glycoprotein catabolic process
Molecular function (GO): beta-mannosidase activity
Source: RefSeq, a predicted model, not a curated record